ACGCCAAGUAAUAAUUUAAAUCGUCCAACCAGUUUUCUUCGCAAAAAACCACCGACCUUGGGUGGUGUGAAUGUUUCCUAGAAGACGUAUGCUCCUCUUGUCUGCAUAAACACCCGCCACCCGGCUGAAGAAUACACGCUUGCAUAUCGUGGUAUAUAUACAUAGCAAUUAUUCACCAGCGCGAUUUCAUUUCGGUCAGCGAAACGUUCAAGUUUACGGGGCCAAAGUGCGCUUAAAACGCGGUAUAUUUUAAGUAUAGUUUCCAAAGUCGCGUGUUCUGUGCUGAGGAUUUUUUGCAGUUUUGGUUUCGUUCGUUGUUGUAGCUUUUUCAAAAUCAUGUACGAUUCGUCGUGUUUUUUAGUGGUUUGUGUAGCUUGUUGCUUCAUCGCUGCGAGUUGUUCUCCUGUAACACGAUUACAACAAGUUGCUGGACCUUUGGAACACGAAAUCGCUCAAUUACCCCAAGUACAAAGCGUAGCCGUAGCCAGACUUCAAAGAUCUCCAGAACCAAUUUUAGGCCUACUCGGAUUUAAAUCACAUCAUCACCAUCACGGAGGCGGAGGCGGAGGCUACUACGAAGGUGGCGGCGGUCACCAUCACCAUCAUCACGGCCAUCAUGGUGGCGGCGGUGGAUACGGACACGGUGGCGGAUACGGUCCAGGCUACGGUAAUGGUGGUGGCGGCGCCGGAUUCGCCGGAAGCUCAGCUCAAGCUGGAAGUUUCGCCGGAAACGGCGGCGGUUUCGGAGGAGGUGGUUUAAGUCAAAGUCAAGCAUCUAGUAAUUCAGCCAGCUUCCAAGCUGGACCAUUUUCUGCAAGUUUCUCAUCUAGUCAAGCCGCCUCUGGUAGCAAUUCGUUAGGCGGAUUUGGAGGGUAAAAUUUUACAGAAGGAAAUAAUAUCCUAACCUAGCCUCUAUAUGCCUAUACAUCGUGGUCUCAUUAAAUCCGAUCAAAUCAUUAUGUAAAUUAUUUAAAAUAAAAUCAUUUUGUACGUGUUUUUUUCUCCCUUUAAAAAAUAUAUUUUUCAAUUUUUUUGUUUGUUAA
Molecule: messenger RNA, 1043 nt
Organism: Planococcus citri (citrus mealybug)
Lineage: Eukaryota; Metazoa; Arthropoda; Insecta; Hemiptera; Pseudococcidae
Exons: 3
Coding region: 337-876 (179 amino acids)
Source: RefSeq, a predicted model, not a curated record